AUGAAUGAGCUAAACGACCUCCUUCAACUCUUGAAAGAUACUCCUGGUCACUCUGUCACCCUCGUCAAAAUAUUUCACUUUGUUACCUAUGCCAUCUCACUCAAAGACGAUAUUCUCCUUCUCCAGCCUUCUUCUCAUCCGCCUUCAGUUGCACCUAUGAUUCUUCCCCAGGCUGUCAAACAAUUUCUUGCCACUGCAUGCAACAUACCACCCGACAUCACUGAUGAUUGUUGGACCAUCUUGAGAACUACGAUCUGGAAUGAUGGAGGUGACUUCACUCAAUGUGAUAUGCAGUCUAUCUUUCUUCGGCUGGGUAUCCCUUGGGGAUAUUACCCCGCACAAUAUACCCUCCGACCAAGGUAUGUUCGAAUGAAGACUGCCUGCACACAAGGAAGGUUUGGUCAGUCCACUUCUAUUGUCAAGAAUGGUAUCCGACACUAUUACAGUAGCAUCCCGGAUAUACUACAGGUUGCCGAACACCAAUUUGUCAAAAAAAAAUUAGUCAACCUUUGGCUCACACUGAUGGUGGUUUCUUGGACCUCGGCAACAAACUGUGCAUGUUUCUAUAAUGUUGCACUCCAUGGAGAUCACCAAAGCCUUUCCGUGCCUCAUGGAGGUCUUGAUAAGGACCGUUACAAAUUGGCAAUGCAGCCUCAGAGCAUCCGAAUGCAACUUUAUAGCCAACCUGAGUUAUGGCACUAUUGCUCUGAAAAGACUUGCACAAUAAUUGGUUGCAGCGAGAAGGUAGCUUCGAACAAGCGAACUUGCCUUGUUGCAGAACACCAAGCUGUUGAGAAGGUACAUAACAAGCAAGGGCAGGCACAAUUCCAGUUGCAAGAACGCCUCAAACAGGCAUGCGUUGCUUAUCCAAGUGAUUUGAUAGGUGAAUCUGUCAAUGAUGUCUCUCAACUUGCAGAUGUCGAAAGCGAUGAAGAGUUUGAGCUAGCAAAUGGGAAAGUUCUCCCAUCGCAGGCUUCUCAUACAUCAUCUGACCCUACCAGAAAGAGGAAGAACCGUCUCUGUGCGCAAUUUGGUCAGAAGCGAACACACAAUGAACAGGUCAUUGUUGCGCCCUGUGGGAUGAUAAUCACACACGAAACUUUCUUUGGUGCUGAGGCAGUUUCCAGUGUGGUUGAAAUGGUCAAGCGAACUUACCACAUCCCAGGGACGAUGCCAGAUCAUAUAUUCUUUGAUAACAAUUGCCAGCUUGCAAAGAUUGUUCAGGGGGACCCUGCCUUCAGAAAUGUUGGACUUUCUGUGGAUGUAUUCCAUUUCAAGAGCAAGCAUUCCAUUACUGAUAUGUUCUGUCAAAUGAUGUGCAACCCGGCAUCAUUUCCAGAACUCAAAGGAGAAGGUGACAAACUGUGGUAUUUUAACUCAUCAAUCGCAGAACAGACCAAUGGAGAUGCUCAUGGAUAA
Messenger RNA from Laccaria bicolor S238N-H82, 1419 nucleotides. RefSeq lists its product as uncharacterized. The transcript is spliced from 8 exons. NCBI's taxonomy places the organism in Eukaryota, Fungi, Basidiomycota, Agaricomycetes, Agaricales, Hydnangiaceae. The coding region runs from base 1 to 1419 and encodes 472 amino acids. The record is from RefSeq and is a predicted model, not a curated record.